Molecule: messenger RNA, 817 nt
Organism: Nilaparvata lugens (brown planthopper)
Lineage: Eukaryota; Metazoa; Arthropoda; Insecta; Hemiptera; Delphacidae
Exons: 6
Coding region: 155-775 (206 amino acids)
Source: RefSeq, a predicted model, not a curated record
AUGGAGGAGGACAAAGUCCACAUUGGGCUAUAGCGCCAGGAUAAGUUUCAUAAACGUUGCUGCACUUUGGGAAGGAAUAGCGGGGCCGUAUGAAGUGCGUUUCAGUCACGUGAGUUAUUGCGAGAAGAAUGGGUCGGUUGAAGCUUUGCGGCCGAUGAAAGCAAACAAAUUCAAUCGAACACAUUUCGUGUACAGCGGUUUUGUGGACUCUGGUGUUGACGUGGAUGAUAGUGUCAAGGGACCAUAUGACCUCAACUUCCACCAUGUAUCUCAUUGUGAUAAGAGAGGUAAAAUAGAUGCUCUCAUCCCAAUGAAAGUGAGUAAAUUGAAUCGAACACAUUUUGUAUACAGUGGGCGUAUAGAUUUAGGAGCGGACGCAGAUGAUAACUUGAAGGUGAGAGUGGUAGCAGCAAACAAAGGAACAAAUGGGCGUUACAACAAUGUUAUCGAUAUUGAAAUGAAGGUCUGCGAAAUAGUUCAGAAAUUUGGCAUGAUAAUUAAGGAAAGUGUAUUUGAGCAUUGCAACAUUUCAGGAAAGUGUCCAUUAAAGAGAGUGACUUGUGAGAUGAAGAAUUGGCUCGUGAAUUACAAUAUUGAAAACAUACCUGCUCUUCCUUACGGCGAGUACAGAGCGGAUGCAUCAUUUAUGAAAAUCCAUCAAUACAAUAGGAGAGAGCUGAUAUCCUGUACCAGAGCCUACGGUUCUGUAACUCCAAAAAUACCCACAAUCCAGAAGAAGAUUUCUUCCUCUAAAUUCAACAACACAAUGCAGUGAACAAUGUCACUGAAUGGAUCUGCAGUGGAUGUAAACUGAUAU